AUGCACAUGGACUCAGUUUGUUUUUAUGACCAUUUGGUGAUAAUAAAAAAUCCAACCUACAUUCAGUCGAAAAUAGCUGGCAAGUUAAGUAAAGGAAACUCAGAUACUGAAAAUCCUUCUCAUGGAGAUGUACUUGAAUAUUUGUGUAAACUUCUUUCUGAAGCUUUAAAGGAUAGAGUGUCGCUUGUUUGCCCAGUUAGCAUUCCACUUCAGGGUAAAGUAAGUUAUGGGCAUUUACACGAAUUUCAGAGUGAUUUCCAAGCUAUUGGUCUCAAAUAUAUUGGUCAAAUCACCCAUGCACUUCUUACUAAAGGACCCCAGAGCAAUACUCCUGCUGGUAAUGAAUUUCGUAGCUUUUGGGGAAAGAAAUCUGAACUUCGACGAAUUGAUGGAGAUUUGUGCGAAUGUAUUGUCUGGAACAGUGAAGUAAAUGUUUGCAUGCAGAUUAUCAAUUAUAUUUUUGGAAUGCAAUUUAAUGUCUCAUCAGAUAGGAGUAGAUCAAAUUUUUGGUAUCAUAUUGUUCCUAACCGUUUGGAUCCAUUCAUCACUAUGCAUAGAUUGAGUACAAAGUAUUCUCUAGUGACAGCCUCCUCUCUUCGUCUAAUCAGAGCAAUGGAUAGACUACGCAUAUUACUACGUGGAUUAAACGAGAAACUUCCUUUAAAUAUUACCGGAAUUCUACCAUUGUCUUCAGCUUUUCGUGAUACUGCUGUUUUUCCGCCUAUUGUAUCAGUUCCUGUAGCUGAUCAAUCCGUUUAUGGUGGAAGAAGAAAGGAUGCAAGGGAAAGGAAGUAUUGUACAGCAAAAUGGAUUGUUAAAAAUGUACAUUUUCCUGUUCUUCCUCUUUAUGUUGUUAUUCAUUUGGAACAAUCUGGAAGAUGGCCAAAUGACCUAGAGGCAUUUAGACAUAUGAAACGAUUAUUAAUUAUACGUAUACAUGAAUUACUCUCACCCAAGGGGAUUCCAUCACAUGUCACGUUGGAUAGUAUGCUGGAUAUAUUUCUUGAUGGAUUAGUGUUUCGUGUUUUAAUCGCCCAAUCAAAAGAGCUUAAUUUAAUUCAGAAAUCAACAAAUUCACAAGUGGUUAGAACUAACAAUACUGUUAAUACGCAUGAUGAUAAUAUAUCCACUGAAGUAAUGUGUACUGAUGCGGUGAAUUGGAUUCGUCUGCAUCAAAGUUUGCCAACAGUAGUCGGUACACUAGCUGGUAUCUCACGUAGUUAUGCACAUGUUUUUCCUACUACCUGUCGACUGGCUAAACGUUGGUUAUCAGCACAUGGUUCUCCAGUGAUAUUAUGUCCAUAUGAAUCUGAACUAGACGGCCUACAUAAUUCAUCAGAUUUCUUUCCACAACCUGAUGAAUGCUCUACAGCAAUGUCUGCCUAUUGGUAUAAAGAAGAUAUGAGUAAAGAUGUUAACGGGAGGCGAAUGUCAGAGGUAGCUGUUGAGCUGUUAGUACUCUACGCAUGUAAACUAUGCGAUUCUGUUAGUGUGGAGGCGAAUGAAAGCAAUAACCUUAUUAAUACUACUGUAAUUGGAUCACCGGUCGCGGGAUUCUUACGAUUUCUUGAUUUAUUGGCUACACAUGAUUGGGAAAAUGUUCCUAUAUUGGUUGAUUUAAAUGAAGGAUUUUCAGAUAUCAAUAAACGACGAACAGCCUUGAAUUCAUUUCAUCAUACACCAAGGUGUAAUCUACCUGCUCUAGUCAUCUAUACUCCAUUAGAUUUAACUGGAACAGAAUGGACUGAUAUUGGACCAAGUCGAUCAGGUUUAAGUGAAUUGAAAGUGAUAGCUGGUCAAUCACGUGAUCUUUUAAGAGCUAUGCUUGUCAGUGGAGCUACAAUAAAUGAUCUGAUGGCAAUUUUUCGUCCAGUCUUCAAGAAAACCGAUAUUCUAUUAAAGUUAAAGCAAAAUGUUACCGAAUUACGUCAUUUAGAAUCUAUUAAAGGAGUUCUGAAGGACAAGAAUCUUAGUGUUCCUGAGAAUCAAAGCUCUAAUGAAGUGCCGAUGGAGUUACCAGCACCUGGUGCUCGUUAUUGGCCACGGUUAUUCUGUUAUGAUCCGUUGAAUUGGUUGGUAAAACUGUUACAAUUACGUUUAGGCAAAUACUUUGAGAUAUUUUGGGAUCGUCAUGGUGGUAAUUGGUUAGCAUUGAGAUGGCGUCAACACUAUUCUCAACGACAACAGCAACAACAACAACAAACACAACAGCAAGAACUACAAUUGAGCUCAAACAUGUCGACUGAAUUAAUCCAACCAAUAGUCUUCAGUGUAGAUUCACUUGACGGGUUAACUCAACAUUCAGAAUCCUUUAGGCAGUUAACAGAUCUAGUACUUGUAUAUAAUGAAGACGCAUUGAUUAGACUAUUAACCAGCUGGCUUGGAGAAUUUCUUCGCCCUGUACCAGUUAAAAAUAAGAAGAGGAGGAAUAAUGCUGAUAAUAAGGAUGAAAAUGCACCAAAAUCUAAACGUAUUAAAACAGAAAAACAAAAUGAACAAAAAAACAUGAAAAAGAAGAAGAAAGAAAUCAAAGUAAAACCGCUGAAAAAGAACAAGAAUAAAAAUAAAAAAGAUAAAAAUAAUAACAGUAAAAAUGUGUAA
Messenger RNA from Trichobilharzia regenti, 2601 nucleotides. Lineage: Eukaryota; Metazoa; Platyhelminthes; Trematoda; Strigeidida; Schistosomatidae. The record is from the annotation of a GenBank genome assembly.